This is a messenger RNA of Haliotis rubra (blacklip abalone), 3293 nucleotides long. RefSeq names its product double C2-like domain-containing protein beta. Gene Ontology annotation, biological process: cellular response to calcium ion; regulation of calcium ion-dependent exocytosis; regulation of dopamine secretion. The record is from RefSeq and is a predicted model, not a curated record. NCBI's taxonomy places the organism in Eukaryota, Metazoa, Mollusca, Gastropoda, Lepetellida, Haliotidae. Gene Ontology annotation, cellular component: membrane. Gene Ontology annotation, molecular function: calcium-dependent phospholipid binding; calcium ion binding; SNARE binding.
ACAAUAUGGCGGAGCGGGCACCUGCCAAGGAGCGAUAGGGCCUCAGGAAACAAGUUGACACCAUUAUUUACAGACGAGUAUCAAGACUUCACAAUGGGAGCAGGUCAGUCACAUGAUCAGCUGAUGCCAGAAGAGAGGAGGCUAAGACAGGACCCAGAAAAAAUUGCAAGAAUUGCACAGUAUCUCUCUGCUAGACAAGGAACUCAAAAAUGCUUGGUUAAUACUGAAGAAGAAUUCAGUCAGCAUGAACAAGAUAAGCAAAGUAUGAAGAUUUUGAAAGGCAUUUACAAGAGGCUGGACCCGACUAUCAUGAAAUCUACAUUUGAUGUGAAUGGUGAAGUACAGCUGUCCUUCAAGUAUGACUUCAAUCGUGACCUUCUGUUGGUCAAGGUCAUCCGGUGCAGAGAGCUGCGGAACCGGGACGUCAGAUCCAAAGCUUCCGAUCCUUAUAUCAGACUGGCAAUAAUCCCUGACAGUCGUGGACAGGGAGCCAAGACCACUCAGAUUGUUGUGGAGACAAAUGAACCUGUGUUCAACGAGAUAUUUGCCUUCACCAAGACUGAGCUUGAGCUGCUGGAUUCCAAGUUGAUUGUGCAGGUCUGGGACUACGACGUGUCCAACCGAGAUGACUUCCUCGGGGAGGUGAUCAUUGACAUGACAACAUUCAACUUCAAGGAGGAACCAGUGCACACAGCCUGGUAUACACUGAAAAUGGAGACUGACCUAAGCAUCAGUGGUGAGAUGGACAUCAGUAUGGCGUUCCAGGCUCCGGACAACCUGUAAGUGACGGUUCACGGGGCAACGAACCUCUCCCCCCGUGAUGACAGCACCCUCGCUGAACCUUUCCUUAAAGUCAGUGUUCCUGGUGUGGGGAUGGUCUGCAAAUCAGAGGUGCAAAAAAAUACCCUGAAUCCAGUAUGGGAGGAAACCUUUCACUUCCAAGUACCAUAUGAAGAACUUUCAUUCAGGUAUGUUGUGUUCCAUGUGAUUGACGAGAGCCAGCAGGAAGGUAACGAAUCCCUGGGACAAGUUGUCAUUGACCUUGACCUCCUUGAUCCAGACCGAGGCUACCAUGGGACACACAAGCUUGCAGAUCUGAAAAACAGUGAGCGUAUCCGGAACAAGUGGUCCCAGAGUGCAACUGCCCAGGAGUUCCGCGAAUCCUUCCAGGCACACGCCUCCAUUCGACACCCCAACUUCCUGUUCCAACAACAGUCCGGGAAAAAGGUGAUCAGCGUCAGCUGUCGUAAAGCUCGGAGUCACGCCAAGAUUAGGAUAGUUGAUGGCAUCACUGUCAACUAAAUGACUUAAUUGCAGCCCUAAACAGAUUCAACUUCAAUUCUGUAUUUGGUUGAUGGAAAGGAGAUAAUAGCAUUAAUUUCAAACCAAUAACCAUAACAGCAUUAUGUUUCAAAUUAAUGUUUACACACUCAUAUUUGAACAGUGGAUGCAUCUAUGUUCAUAUUCCAAAACUGUUGGUCAUUAUGUGGUGAUUCCUUAUGAUUAAUGGUGUUUGAUACAUUCUUUGUUUUUCAUCCAGUGGAGAUGGAUGGUUUUAAUAACAUAUUUAUUUAUUUUGACCUGUAUACAGUGUAUACAUGAGGGAUAUGGUGUUUACAUGCAAGCACUCUGUGAUAAAUACAAACAUUUCAGGAGGUGGGAAUUCAUAUUUGACAUCACCUGAUACGCCAGUUGUACUGCUGAUCCAUGGUAAACUUUCUUUUAUACCUGCUGACCCAAACAACUGGUCUAACUCUUAUCUGGGGAAAAUGCUGAGAAAAUAUAUUGCUGAAUAAAGACUCAUGGCCCUUUGAAGUGAAGACACCAGGUGUUCUUUAUGAAUAGUUAAAUGUGAAGAACAUCAUUUAGAGAAGUUGGUCAAAGGGACCGUACAUCAUUUAUGGCUUGGGGUGUGUGAUGAUGAUUUUUAUGGAGAAGCAUGUACAAUGUGAUUGACCCCCACUAAAGUUUUUGUACAAAGUAAGUGCCCCCCAUGCCCCCUGAGGGUUCUACCUUGACUCACCCUCCUGUCAGGUACACAAUCAACAACCCCCCACUACAUGUGUACAAAACUGAUGACACACCCUACCUCCCCAGAACAAAAUGGGUGACCCCCCCUUAAAAUCAUCAUAUCUCUCACUCACACACACACUCUCACUCACACAGAGAGAGAGAGAGAGAGUUAUAAAUUAUGAAUGGUCCCUAAAGUCAUAUUUAAGAUAUUUAACUUUCUGUCUACAAGACACUAGAAAAAUCAAUUUGACUGACACCAGCUGCUGAUAUCAAACUAACAAGCCUUAUGAUGUUAUCAUACAUUCUUCCUUGUGGUGAACUUACUGUUGAUUGGCUCCCUUGUGCUUUGAAGAUUUGCAUCCCUCCAACCAGGCAGAAACCUAUGAUCACAGGUUCGAAUCUUGCUUUGCCUCAUUGUGUCUCCUGGUUUGUACAGCACUAUACCCAUGCUGAUGGGAUUUACAAUAGUGGUCAAAGUUGACUUCAUGAGUUCACACUAUUCUUUCACAUCAUAGAAAUAUUGUUAAAAGAACCAUCAAAGCCAACUCACUCACUCACUUUAGUAUGGAUCUGUUUAGAUCAUUACAAGUUUUUUUAAGUUUCUCUCAACACUCAAAGACAAGAUAAGUAUUACUUUGAAUUUCAUUUGAGGUCAGAGUACAUAACAUGUAUUUGGUGCAGUUAAUUGCAGUUUUGCAAAAUUGACCAUUUUAAGUUUAAACAUAGGUGUCCAUUUGUUAUCUUUGCUACUUAACUAACUGUUUAGAAUUGCUCUGCAAUGGUUGUCUUAGAAUUGUUAUGCUUAUAAAAAUUACAAAUGUACCUGUAAAUCAGUUUGUCAAGGGCAGGACCCUUCAUACCUGAAACUAUUGUUCAUUCUUAAAAUGUUGUGGGUUACAUAUGCUGGUUAGUGUCAGUACUUUAACACAGUUGUGAUAUAUGUACAAUGUACUUGUCAGUUUGAAUGAAAAGCAUUUGUUGUCAUAAGAUAUUCAUUCAUUACAAAGAUUCAUCAAUUUACAGAUGUUUUUACAUUUAAUUAUAGUUCAUGUUACUUUUAUAAAAAAUAGUAACAUUAUAUUUACCAAUAUAUAUUACAAAUGAAAAAUAUUCUCAUUAAUACACUUAUUUUCAUUUGUUGCAUGUGUUUUUAGAUAUCUUUGGUAUGUAUGCAAAAUAUGUUUCUAAUCAAAACAAAUGCAUUUCUUUUUGUUAAAUCUUUCAACAUUUACAUCCGUCCAAAAUGUACUUUUAUACUGAAUAAAUGCUUGUUUUAUUUA